Molecule: messenger RNA, 4446 nt
Organism: Pecten maximus
Lineage: Eukaryota; Metazoa; Mollusca; Bivalvia; Pectinida; Pectinidae
Product: methylcrotonoyl-CoA carboxylase subunit alpha, mitochondrial-like
Cellular component (GO): mitochondrion
Molecular function (GO): metal ion binding; methylcrotonoyl-CoA carboxylase activity; ATP binding
Source: RefSeq, a predicted model, not a curated record
UGCAGAGAAAAUGGCCAGCCUACAGAGUCGAAGGACACUUCAAAGACUUUUCAGUCAAUAUAUCAGAGGAAAGCAAGGUGUAAACAGAAAGCAUUAUUCCACAGAAGGUACUCAGCACAUAGAUAAGAUCCUCAUUGCCAACCGCGGUGAGAUAGCCUGUCGUGUCAUACGGACUGCACGUCGUCUAGGAAUCAGGACUGUAGCAGUGUACAGUGAUGCAGACAAAGACUCUUUACAUGUUUCCAUGGCAGACGAGGCCUACAAUAUUGGACCUCCUGCAGCCACACAAAGUUACUUACGUCAAGAUAAAAUCAUGAAAGUUGUGAAGGAAUCUGGAGCACAGGCUAUACACCCUGGUUAUGGCUUCUUGUCAGAAAAUACUGAAUUUGCAGAGCUGUGUGGCAAAGAGGGUGUGGUAUUUAUUGGUCCUCCAGCCUCUGCCAUUAGAGACAUGGGAAUCAAAAGUACCUCAAAGACCAUCAUGUCUGCUGCUGGUGUACCGAUCAUUGAGGGUUAUCAUGGGGAGGAUCAAUCCAAUGCCACACUUGCUGCAGAGGCUGAGAAGAUUGGCUACCCUGUCAUGAUCAAGGCAGUGAGGGGAGGAGGUGGAAAGGGUAUGAGAAUUGCUCAUAGUCCUGAAGAAUUUGAGUCACAGUUGGAUUCAGCGAGAGCAGAGGGCCUGAAAUCAUUUGGUGAUGAUGUCAUGUUGCUUGAAAAAUUUGUUGAAACUCCAAGACAUGUUGAGGUACAGGUAUUUGGUGACAAGCAUGAUAAUUAUGUAUACUUGUUUGAGCGUGACUGCAGUGUACAACGACGCCACCAGAAAAUCAUAGAAGAGGCACCUGCUCCUGGGCUGUCGGAUGAAGUAAGAAGAUCAUUGGGUGAGGCCGCGGUGAGAGCUGCUAGGGCUGUCAACUAUGUUGGAGCAGGUACAGUUGAGUUUAUUAUGGACAAACAUCAAAAGUUCUUCUUCAUGGAGAUGAACACCAGAUUACAAGUGGAACACCCUGUCACGGAGAUGAUCACUGGAACAGACCUGGUGGAAUGGCAGAUCAGGGUUGCAAGUGGUGAGAAAAUUCCUGUUGAGCAGAAAGACAUACAGUUCAAAGGUCAUGCUUUCGAGGCACGUAUUUAUGCUGAGGAUCCUAACAACACCUUCAUGCCAGGGGCGGGGCCAUUAUUGCACCUGACCACGCCCACUUCGGAUGAUAAUACCAGAAUUGACACAGGAGUCAGACAAGGUGAUGAGGUUUCUGUUCACUAUGACCCAAUGAUUGCCAAGUUAGUGGUUUGGUCAGAAGACAGAGGUUCUGCACUACGGCGUAUCAAGUCUGCUCUUGCUGACUAUCAUGUGCUUGGUUUGAGUACAAAUAUCCAGUUUCUGAUGGACCUUGCAGACAAUCCCCACUUUGAGGCAGCACAAGUACACACUGACUUCAUUCCACAACACUAUAACGAACUGUUCCCGGAGAGAACAGUGUCCGACACUGCUCUCUGUCAGGCAGCAAUUUCCCUGAUACUACAGGAGGCUGAGAAGGCUAAGGACAGAUGUACCAAUACUCUAGAUCCAUUUUCACCUUUUACCCUGUGUACAGCUGUCAGGGUAAAUACACAACCCACAAGAAAAAUUAUUCUGCAAGACGGGGACCAAAAAGUUGAGAUUAAAGUUCAGUCAAACAGUGAUGGCUCCUACACCGUCAAAAUCAAGGAACGAGAAUAUCAUGUAACGGCCAAUCAGCGUAGAGAGGCUGGCGAGAUAAAAGUCACAUGUAACAUUGAUGGGAAAUUUUCUAAUGCUCACAUCGUACAGAUGGGCUCCUCCAUACAUGUCUUCUCCCUGGAUGGUAGACAGGACUUGUCAAUCCCUGUGCCCGAGUAUCUGGGAGCCUCUGGGUCUAAAGCCAGUACUGGGGACCCUGUAGCCCCCAUGCCCGGGGUUAUAGAGAAGGUGAUGGUUAAACCUUUGGACGUAGUGGAGAAGGGACAACCUCUUGUCAAAAUGAUAGCUAUGAAGAUGGAGUACGUCAUAAACGCUCCAAUGGCAGGAGUUGUAGAAAAAGUGUUCUUCAAGAAGGGAGAGACUGCAGCUAAGGGUUCCGUACUAGUCCAUGUCAAACCAAGCUCCGAGGAAGGGACAGAGUAAGGGUGCCGUACUAGUCCAUGUCAAACCCAGCUCCGAGGAAGGGACAGAGUAAGGGUGCCGUACUAGUCCAUGUCAAACCCAGCUCCGAGGAAGGGACAGAGUAAGGGCAGUGUGAUGGAUAACCUUAUGUAGGGAUUUAUGUUACAGAGAGUGGUGGUAUAUAAUAGAAUACAAAAUUCUUGUUAACGUUAUCAAAUAUUUACAAACCUGUGAGAUAUUUAAGUUAUAUGUUAUUAUUAUACUGUAUGUAUAAAAAUUUGUUAGCAUUCCUGUCACAAUUACAAUUUGAGGUUGUUAAGAAAUUUUGCUGGUUCAAAUGUUUGUGAUGGUACACCUGAGCCACAGUGAUACAAUAUACAUGUAUAUGAAUUUUUGAGGCAUAUUAGGAUCUUACAUGAGUUUUGAUUUUAUAUUACAUUUUAGGAAGCGAAUCAAUUAAAGAAGUUUGAAAGAUAUUCAAUUUAUAAAUUUAAAACUUUUAAGAAAAAUGUCACUUUUUAUGAUUUGACCAAUCAAAUCACUGCUUACAAAUGACAAUUGGGAAAAUAACAAGCUUAUCUGGUAUAUUUUGCUAUAAAAAUGUAAUAAACAGAAUAUCUAACAGUACUUAGUAAUACCAAAAUAUUAGCCCCACACAGGAAAUAUAUUUGGUAUUACUGAAGAUACUGUUAGGUAUCCUCUGUUUAUUUUGCGAGUGAGUACCUGGUAUAACUCAGAAAACGUCAUGAUGUAUGACAUCACAAUCAAUUUCUGACUGGCACAGCCGAUGAAAAACAAUCCAGGGUAUAUUACACUUAAGUGACAUAUGCAAAAAUAUUACACUGGUGAAUUCACUGUGUGACGGGUUGAUUAUGUGAUAAUUGGAUGUUAGGUAGCCAAUUUUUAUGUUAGGUAACCAAUUUUUAUGUUAGGUAACACAUUUUUUAUUGUAAUGUCUUAUUUUACAAACAACAGACAUCAGCUGUUAUGUAAUACUGCUGAACUUAAAGGCCAGAUCAUGAUAUGGAAUGAACUUCCUGCACAGAUACUAUAAAGUAUUUAUAUGUUAGUCUACACUUCACGACUUUGUUAACAUCAAGCCUCAGUGUACAUACUGGUACUGGUCAUUUGACUGAUGAAGAGUAAGGUCAUAAAAACAUUACAUAUAAAAUCUACAAUGAAAGUAAAUCAUUAAUAAGGUACAUACCUUUUUCAAUAUAUCACAAAACUUGAAACUUUAUCAAAAUAUCAUAUCAGGUUCAUCUUUAUCUUUAUUUGUUUCUACAUUUUGUCUAUAUGCAUGAUCUGUGAAAAAUUCAAUUGAUGCUCCAAAUAGACAGGAUUUUAUAUGAGAUUAUUUACAAAAGUUAAUUUCAGUAAAACUAGAGAUGUUUGAGGUUUUUGAUAACUGUCAUGUACAGUUAUAAGGAUGGUCUCACAGUUGGUAGAAUAUGAUUUUAACAUACAUGCUGAAAUGAACAAAUUGCCAGUGAAUCCGUAUACGUAUAAACCACCAGGAAUUUCACACAAUUUCCAACCGUUCUGUUUUUACAUGUGUAUUAUGCUGCACAGGUAUGGACAGUGUGUUGAAAGUGUGUACCAAGUCCCCGUGGCUUAAACAAAUCGGAAAUCUAUGAAAACUGAAAGAAAGUUUUAUUUGUGAACAAAUGAGCAUGAUUUUGCCAACGUGAACAUCACUGUACAUAAAUACAUUCUGUAGCUAUCCCAAAUAUGACUAUACAGAACAGUAAGGAGAAAUUAAUGGACUAUUAGGUGAUGGAGACUAGAUGGAUAAUCAGAGUUAGGUAAUUGAUGGUAAAAUAAUGUCUUUCUUCCCACUUUCUUCAUAUUUAUAUCUAACUUGUUAGUAAAAUAGUCUGUACUGUAAUUCUAAUGUCAUUUCUUAAUAAGUUUGUGUAGUUGAAGUUAUGUUACUUUAACAAGAUGUUAUUACUGAGGAUAUUUUACAUUUCAGUGUUAAGAUCAAGACCAUUGUUAAUAAUUCAUGAAUGAAAAUUUGCAUUUUCAUAGCUAAAACAUAAGACAACAAUUUAGAGGUUUGGCAGUAUUCUGUAUAAUUUGUCUUCUUUUUGUAAAUCUUUAUAAAAAGGAGAUUUGUUUUGUUUCUUUUCCAUUAUUUAUGAGAGAAUGUUUAGAAUGUUUUUGAUGUAAAUAUAUCUGUGUCUGUUUGUGUAGCAUGAGUAAUGAAAGAACAUUUUAUGUGAAAAUGUAUUUGAUACUCAAAAUAUGUUUUUCAAAAUAUUUUUCAAAUGUGUGAUAUAUCAGAUGAAACUAAAAGAAUAAAUUGUAAAAAAAGAAACACA